AUGGCUUCCGCCUCCUUUUUCCCGCUGCUCUCGUCUCUGCUGGUCCUGUUGUUCCUCAUGGCCCAGCAGUCGUCGGCCCAGUUCCCGCCGAUGAACCUGACGGUGGUAAACAACUGCCCGUUCCCGCUGUGGCCGGCCAUCCAACCAAACUCCGGCGGCGACGUCCUCGAGGGCGGCGGGUUCUUCCUGCCCUCCCAGUCCUACCGCACCUUCCCCGCGCCGAUUUCCACGUGGUCUGGGCGCAUCUGGGCACGCACCGGCUGCGGCGGCGACGGCGCCGCCGGGCGCCUGUCCUGCGACACCGGCGACUGCGGCGGCCGCCUGGAGUGUGGCGGCUUCGGCGGCGAGCCCCCCGCUAGCCUCGCUCAAAUCACCCUCCACCACGGCGGGGAGCGCGACCUGACGUCCUACGGCGUGAGCCUCGUCGACGGGUUCAACGUGGGGAUGACGGUGACGCCGCACGAGGGGGAGGGGCGGUGCCCGGUGGUGGGGUGCCAGGUGGAUUUUCUGGCGACGUGCCCGGAGGUGCUGAAGAUGAGGGGCCCCGGCGGAGCCGUCGUGGGGUGCAAGAGCGGGUGCGUGGCCUUCGGCACCGACGAGCUCUGCUGCCGGAACAAUUACAGCAGCUGGGAGAUGUGCCGGCCGAGCAUCUACUCGAAGUUCUUCAAGCGCGCGUGCCCGGCCACCUUCACCUACGCCCAAGACAGCCCGUCGCUGACCCACGAGUGCGCCUCGCCGCGCGAGCUCAAGGUCAUCUUCUGCCAUUGAAGCUCCGGCGGUUGCUCGGAGAUGAUUAGCGAAU
Molecule: messenger RNA, 802 nt
Organism: Zingiber officinale
Lineage: Eukaryota; Viridiplantae; Streptophyta; Magnoliopsida; Zingiberales; Zingiberaceae
Product: osmotin-like protein
Exons: 1
Coding region: 1-768 (255 amino acids)
Biological process (GO): defense response
Cellular component (GO): extracellular region
Source: RefSeq, a predicted model, not a curated record